This is a messenger RNA of Pollicipes pollicipes, 1297 nucleotides long. Its product is annotated as BTB/POZ domain-containing protein KCTD3. The record is from RefSeq and is a predicted model, not a curated record. NCBI's taxonomy places the organism in Eukaryota, Metazoa, Arthropoda, Thecostraca, Pollicipedomorpha, Pollicipedidae. Gene Ontology annotation, molecular function: protein binding. Bases 101 to 1297 code for a protein of 398 amino acids. The transcript has 11 exons. Gene Ontology annotation, biological process: protein homooligomerization.
UUUGUUUUGAAGCAGAAGGGGGAAUGAAACACUCCACUCAGCAUUGGGCUACAUUUUGUGUGAGCAAAGUUCCAGGAUUUGCUUCAGUGACUAUUCAGCAAUGGCAAGCCUUUCAGAAAUUAUCAAUCUCAAUGUGGGGGGUGUCAGGUUCUCUACGUCCAGACAGACGCUGACCUGGAUCCAAGACACCUUCUUCACCGCCCUGCUCAGUGGCAGGAUCUCCAGCAUGCGCGAUGAAACCGGCGCCAUCUUCAUCGAUCGUGACCCAAAGCUGUUCCGCGUCAUCCUCAAUUACCUGCGCACCAGGGACAUUGACCUAAGCGCGCUGGAGCUGGACGCGCUGCGGCACGAGGCCGAGUUCUACGGGCUGCAGCCGCUGGUGAGGCGCGUGCUCUUCCACGGCCUGCUGCCGCCGGGCUCCAUCGUCCGCCUGCCGGAGACGCCGCGCUCCCACUCCCGGCAGUCCUCGGCCGACCUGAGGUUCGUGGCCGGCCUGGCGCCACGGCCGCCGGCGGCGCUGCCCCGGCCGGGCCACUCUCGCGGCGGCUCGCUCGACCUCCGCCACGCGCACUCGCGGAGCUCGUCUGCCGACCUGAGCCGCCUUCUGCGCGCCGACCUUGGGCCGCUGCUGGCGCCGCCUGGCGGCGGCUGGGCCGAGCCGGCCGGCGUGCGGCUCAUCCGGGGACACCACAACUGGCUGGUGGCCGCCUACGCGCACCACGUCUCCUGCUAUCGGAUGAAGGACUCCACGGGCUGGCACCUGUUCUACACAUCGCCGCACAUCCCGGCCACCAUAGACCGUGUGGCGAUCAACGCCAAGGUGGUGCCGAACGGCUCUGUGGCCGACACCAGCACCAAGAUGCUGGGCAUCAGCUGCGGCGGCACCGUCCACCUCUGGGGCAUCUCCGAGGACGGCUCCAAGUCGGACGUCGGCCAGUUCAACCUGGGCGUACCAGUGGAGCACCUGUUCUUCAUCGGGCCGCAGCUGGUGGGGCUGUCGUCGGUGGGUAGGAUCGGCGUCUGGCACGCCAUGACGCACCACUGGCAGGCGCAGGAGGUGGGCCACAUCUCCAGCUUCGACCGCGCCGGCAGCUUCCUCCUGCUCGGCGGCACCAACGGCUCCAUCUACUACAUCGACAUGCAAAAAUUCCCGCUGCGUAUGAAGGACAACGACCUUCUGGUGACGGAGCUGUACCAUGACGCCAGCGACGAUCCUAUCACUGCCAUCAGCGUGUACCUGACUCCCAAAACGAGUAAGUCCGGCUGGGCCGAGUCAUGCGGUGCCGGCCGGCGCUGA